AUGGGCCCAGGUAGGCAAGGUGAUGUGUACGGCGUUACGGCGUUGGUACCAGACGAGAGGAUGAACGAGGACCCAAAUUCUGGAAAAUCGUGGGUCUCGGAAGGAAGUUUGGAAAAGAUGAUUGAGAUAUUUGCAGAGUUUCCUAGCUGGAUCACCAACAUUUUCAAGCACUCAGCGGAUAUUGGACUAUGGCAAUUACGUGACAUGGAUCCCUUAGUGACUUGGUAUCAGGGCCGUGUCAUUCUUAUUGGAGAUGCCGCCCAUCCCAUGCUGCCUACCCAAGGACAAGGUGCAAGCCAGUCUAUCGAGGACGCAGAGGCUUUGGGUGCUUUCUUUGAGGAUGUUCACCAGGCACCGUCUCUUGUGCAGCUGGACAAUGUAUUCAAGCAGAUUUUCCAGUCCCGCUAUGAAAGGGUCAGCCUUAUUCAGUGGGGCAGUCGACAAGCCGCCAAACUCGGCACUGUGAAAGGAGAAAAAACAGUUACGAUGAGCCCAGCCGAGUCCAUGGAUUACAAUUGCACAUACCGAGGAGCGAAGCAAUGGGUACAAGUCAAGCUGUAUCCGCGAUGUAGUCCAGACCUCUAA
Molecule: messenger RNA, 585 nt
Organism: Penicillium maclennaniae
Lineage: Eukaryota; Fungi; Ascomycota; Eurotiomycetes; Eurotiales; Aspergillaceae
Exons: 6
Coding region: 1-585 (194 amino acids)
Molecular function (GO): FAD binding; monooxygenase activity
Source: RefSeq, a predicted model, not a curated record